UGGGGAGCGCGAGCCAGCAUGGCGGCCCGUGGUCCUGUUGGGAAGCGUGGCGCCGGGUCCGGGGGCUCUCGUGGCUCGGACCCCCAAGAGGAGCCUCCGCCUCCGCUGCAGGCCGUCCUGGUCGCCGACAGCUUCAACCGCCGCUUCUUCCCCAUUUCCAAGGACCGGCCGCGGGCUCUGAUUCCUCUGGCAAAUGUGGCUAUGAUAGAAUAUACCCUGGAAUUCCUCACUGCGACUGGUGUGGAAGAAACCUUUGUCUUCUGCUGCUGGAAAUCGGCAGAGAUCAAGGAGCAUUUACAAAACUCUAAGUGGUGCUGCCCGACAUCCCCCAACGUUGUGCGGUUUGUCAUCUCAGAUCUCUAUCGUUCCCUCGGCGACGUUUUGCGCGAUGUUGAUGCCAAGUCCCUUGUUCGUUCCGACUUCAUCCUUGUCUCGGGAGACGUGGUGUCCAAUAUUAAUAUUUCUACAGCAUUACAGGAGCACAGGACACGGCGUAAAAUGGAGAAGAAUGUAUCUGUGAUGACGAUGAUAUUUCAAGAGUGUUCACCAGGUCAUCGGGGCCGAUGUCCGGAGGAUGAUAUUAUCCUGGUCAUGGACAGUGUUACGAAACGGGUGCUCCACUAUCAGCGGAAGCAAGGCCUCCACCAUUUCGGUUUUCCUCUGAAUCUUUUUCAGGGCAGUGUUGACGAAGUUCAAGUACGGAACGAUUUGCUAGACUGCCAUAUCAGCCUCUGUUCCCCCCAGGUAGCCGAGCUGUUUACAGAUAAUUUUGAUUAUCAAACUCUGGAUGACUUUGUCCGUGGCUUGUUGGUGAAUGAAGAGGUCCUGGGCAACCAGAUCCACAUGUACGUGACGUCAGAAGAAUACGGUGCCUCCAUUUCCAAUUUGUCGAUGUACGAGUCGGUGUCCUCCGACAUCCUGCAGCGCUGGGUCUAUCCCAUCACCCCAGAAAUGAACUUCAUCAACGAGAAGCCGAGCUGCACUCACUCCCGGCACAAUAUCUACCGGGGGGCAGAAGUGAGCCUGGGCCACGAGAGUGUGCUGGAAGAGAAUGUUCUCAUUGGGCAAAGAACAUCCGUGGGCACGAAAUGCUGCAUCACCAACAGCGUCAUUGGGCCCAAUUGCAAAAUAGGUAACGGUGUCCAUCUGGACCGGGCAUUUCUGUGGAACGAUGUCCAUAUAGGAGACGGUGUAAAAAUCUAUCAGUCCGUCGUUUGUGAUGAGGCAGAGGUGAAGGAAGGCGUAACGUUGAACCCUCAUUGCGUCCUUACUUCCCAGGUGGUGGUGGGCCCUAACAAGGCCUUUCCAGAAGGCACAGUCCUAUCCUUGCAUCCUGCAGAUGAAGAAGAGUACGAUGAUGAUGAGUUCAGCGACGAGGAGGGUGUGAACAAGGAGGAGAGCAAAGUGAAGCAGAAAGGCUACAACACAGAAGAGGUUGGCUUAGAAGGCAGGGGUUACCUUUGGAAAGCAGCCGACGAAAACGAAGCAGACCAGGAGGAACAAAGACACAGCCUUUGGGGCCUCACCGUCAAGUGUGAAGACGAAAGUGAUUCUGACAGUGAGAUAAACUUUGGGUCCGUGCAGACGGACAGCUGGACAGAUUCCCCUCAGAUGGACGACAUCGAAGUUUUCCAGAAAGAGGUGCUGGGGACUUUGCAAAGAGGUGAAGAAGAGAAAAUCUCUUGCGACAAUCUGGUUCUGGAGAUCAACUCUCUCAAAUACGCCUACAACAUUAGUCUGAAAGAAGUGAUGGCGGUACUUAGCAAAGUUGUGUUGGAAUACCCUCUGCAGAAGAUGAGCGCGGAAAUGGAUCCUCAGGAUUACGGCACCCUGAUAGUCUCUUUGCUGAAGAAUUGGGCUCCGCUCUUCAAGAACUACAUCAAGCGACCGUCCGAUCACUUGGAUUCUUUGCAUGCCAUCGAAGAGUUCUUCUUGGAACACGAGAAGCUGACCACGGUUCUGACCAAAGUCCUGUUGAGAUUCUAUAAACUGGAAAUCUUAGCAGAAGAGAUGAUUCUCACCUGGUUUUCUGAACGGGACCUGUCAGAUAAAAGCAGGCAGCUUCGUAAAAACCGGCAGCUUCAGAAGUUCAUCCAGUGGCUUGAGGAAGCAGAGGAAGAGUCGUCCGAAGGAGAGCGAAACUGACCUGGGGGCCUCCGUCCGAAAGAAAGACGAGCUUUGCUCUCUUUCUCAGAAGAAGGAAGGCCCAAAGCACCCAUCGUGGCCAAAGGAGAUGGCUGAAGAGCAAGAAGAAAUCCUGUGCAUGGCCCCCCCUGUGCAUGUGGGAUUCGAACUCUCGGCUGGCUGACAAUCCUGUGGCUUAUUUCGUUGUAUAUUUAAUGUUCCUGGCAGACACCACGUGUGGGACGGGAGGAAACAAUUGCUGGAUAAACCAGAGACCUGUGUACUAUUUAAA
This is a messenger RNA of Thamnophis elegans (Western terrestrial garter snake), 2416 nucleotides long. RefSeq names its product eukaryotic translation initiation factor 2B subunit epsilon (gene EIF2B5). The record is from RefSeq and is a predicted model, not a curated record. The coding region runs from base 19 to 2145 and encodes 708 amino acids. Gene Ontology annotation, cellular component: eukaryotic translation initiation factor 2B complex. The transcript is spliced from 16 exons. Lineage: Eukaryota; Metazoa; Chordata; Lepidosauria; Squamata; Natricidae. Gene Ontology annotation, biological process: biosynthetic process. Gene Ontology annotation, molecular function: translation initiation factor binding; translation initiation factor activity; guanyl-nucleotide exchange factor activity.